UUACAAAUUAUUUCACGUAUCCAUCAAAUAUACAAACGAAUACUUGUACUUGAUUAUUUAGAAUAACAUGUGGAAUAUUCCGAACGACGGUUACUCAUUUUAUAGCAAAUGUUACGAUGAUAUUGAAUUCUGACAACGUGCGUUCAUUCACAUAACCUAUAUUAAAUUGGUUAUCGUCGGACUGACAUCGCAGAUCACUUCAACAAUUCACUGAAGAUUCAUCAUCAUGGAGAAACAUUUGUAUAUAUCAUCCCUAUUUGGUGGUGGAAUGGCAGGAUUGGCAGCUGAUGUAUCCUUAUUUCCAUUGGAUACGUUAAAGACAAGGUUGCAGGCGCCGCAAGGAUUCAAGAGAUCCGGCGGAUUCAAUGGUGUAUAUAAAGGCAUUGGUCCUCAAGUUCUUGGAAGCGCUCCGCAAGCGGCUCUAUUCUUCUGCACAUACGAAUCUGUUAAACACUUUGCAUCGCCGCACGUGUCCAGUCAAGCGUUACCUUUGGUACACAUGCUUGGAGCUUCACUGGGAGAAGUGGUCGCUUGCAUAGUGAGGGUCCCUAUGGAAGUUGUAAAACAAAGAAGGCAAACCAGUUCUAGUCACAAUUCGUCUUGGAAAAUAGCAUACGACGCUUAUAGUAAAGAAGGAUUCUUCAAAGGUUUAUACAGAGGUUUCGGUUCUACGGUUCUACGAGAAGUACCAUUCUCGUUCAUUCAACUUCCUAUUUUGGAGUACCUCAAGAACGUGUACAGGAUAAAACUGAAAAAUAACAUUAAUUUGGAACCGUGGGAAGUCGCCAAUUGCGGCGCUGUAGCAGGUGGAAUUUCAGCUGGUUUAACGACUCCUUUAGAUGUCGUUAAAACGAGAAUCAUGUUGGCAGAGCGAAGUCUUAACCAGUCGCUCAGAUAUGGAGCCGUUUGGAAGGAGGUUUAUGUACAAAACGGAAUAAAAGGAUUAUUUGCAGGUUUCGUGCCCAGAGUUAUGUGGAUUACGGUGGGAGGCUAUAUUUUCUUCGGAAUGUAUGACUAUUCAAAGAAUCUUUGCAAUACUUACUUGCUGGAUGGAGCAGAACUCGAGGACUGAUUUUUAAUAAUUUGUAGUUAAACGUUGAAAGAUAGCUAACUUUCUGUAGCAACCAAUGAUAAAUAUUGUUUUUAAGUA
Messenger RNA from Nicrophorus vespilloides, 1150 nucleotides. RefSeq names its product S-adenosylmethionine mitochondrial carrier protein homolog. Gene Ontology annotation, biological process: transmembrane transport. The coding region runs from base 227 to 1072 and encodes 281 amino acids. The transcript is spliced from 7 exons. Gene Ontology annotation, molecular function: S-adenosyl-L-methionine transmembrane transporter activity. Gene Ontology annotation, cellular component: mitochondrial inner membrane. The record is from RefSeq and is a predicted model, not a curated record. Lineage: Eukaryota; Metazoa; Arthropoda; Insecta; Coleoptera; Silphidae.